UUUUAAUCCUCUCCCGGGUCUCACGAUCCAAAAUUGCGUGCAUUCUGGUCGACGCAUCUCGUAAAAAUUGAUCACGGCUCUUGCCAGGGUGCCUAAUAAUAGACCACGCGCAUGCUUUGCCACGACAGCUUCUCCAGAUGUCAUUAUUCAAAGGCUGGGGUGCUCCUUCCUCGCGCGACGAGGACGCGCAAGGCAUGCCUCCCAAAUGCACCCAGCACCUUGAAAUUGCCAGUGCCAGUUCUUUGCUGGGGAGUCGAGAGGCUCAACCCACCCACCAAACCUGGGUUAACGCGCACGUAACAAAUAGAACGCCAUCACUUCGCCCCAGCACUUGCGCUUACCGUUGGGAGCUGGUUCUCUCGUACAUUACAGCCGUGGCGAAGGCGUCGUUUCUGCCUGAGUAUUCACAUUCCAGGAUGAUUCGUCUCCAGCCAACAUCUAUCCUCCUGACCAUGUCCGAGGUCAAGGACCUGGAACACCGUCGUCGUUAUCGUAGGUAUCUUCAAAGGCAGGAAUACCCAACGUCGGAGGAGACGGUUCAUCGAAAGACCAGUCCGAGCUUGGCACAUCGGGCAAUCCCUGUGACGCUUACUGGACUUCGCGAUCGAAGGUCGUCUGCCUCACCAGAAUCUUUCAUUGCCGACGCAUUACCAGCGUCGCCCUUGGCCAGGAUCGUGACCAAACAAAGGGGAGAGAUUGAAGAUGAGGCGACCCCAACAAGAUCACAACCCGCUACAGGGCGGAGGAUGCUUCGGCAGGGUCCCCAAGCGACUCGCAGCGGCCCCGAUACACUCCAUCACCUGGAUUUGCCCAUAUCCUCGGGGUUGACUUUCUCAGCACAGCCGCGCAGACGUCUGGUACCCCAGAGACCCUCAGAGUGCGACAGCUCACAGACUGUGCCAGGCAGUGAGCCAGUACAGAGUUGUUUCUCGCCCGAAGGGAUGAAAGAUGCAAACAAUGUCGACCUCGCCGUCAAUGCUCACAAUCGUGCACCAGCGAGGACCGACAUGAACCCUCACAGGACCAAAGAUACUGAUCCAAUGAAAAGCACUGGUCGCAGCCCGACGUCUGGCCUGCUGGAUCUGAGCAUCUCCUCCACAGAGGCUUCAACUAGGACCCCGUCCAAGAAGACGUGGACGCAGACCCUAGCAAUCCGGACCCGACGCUCUUUCGGCGUUGAACCGUUACUGGGAAACGGUGCAGUGCCCGGUACACUGGGAUCCCAGCGUCGUUGGUCGUCUUGUAUCGCGACCGAGCCCGAACACGACGGUGAACCUGGACCCUCGAACCGAAGUAGUCCGCAGAGGGCAGAGAGAUCGGUCGGACGUCUAGACCAGAUGUCUCCAAAGGCUGGCCGUGUGUUGUCCAUAUCCACUCACGAGGCAAGUGCUGCGGGAGGGAGUCGGUCGCCAGGACACCCAGCCUCGUCCGCCCGGAAUCCCACGACCCCUAGACGUAGUAUGCGGAUAUAUGACGAUCUGCUCUCGCCAACGCGUCAGCCUCAGACUCCAGAGCAGUUGCCAGAAUCCCAGCACCAGAGCAGACUUCGGGGGUCAUACACGGCCCCGAUAAGCCGGCUGCGGUCUUCCCAAGUCCUCGGUCGGCCCCCAGCGACAGCCCGAAGAUACCGUCACCGCAGAGCACCAAGUCCCGUGGGCAUGCGGACACCAGGGUUUGAGGGUCUCUAUGGUGGGCACGAGAAUGAGGAUGAUGCUUUACUGUUUGCAGAGGCAUCGGAGGCGGCGGAGCCGGGCACUCCCCCCUCCAGACUCAGGCGCGCAGACUGAUACGGAAUUGCCGUCCGACCUCAGCUUACGUCAUGAGACAGUACAUGGGCAUUGCAGCGUGAUGGGAGACAUGGAAGACCGGUGUGGUAGAAUGAGACAACGCAUAAAUUAUCACGGAAGACUGGAUGCUUCGCUACGUCUGGCCGGGAAAAGAACACAACGAUGGUUUUGAUAUCCUAAGGUGUUUUGGCUCUUUGAUGCUCAGGGGCAGGAACAAGGUAGUCAACUCACUCCCCUUUGCUCCCAAAUGGAACAUCAGACAGCAUAAAGUAAAACUCAAAAUCGAGCUCUCGAAAUACCAGAGCAACAGGCCGUGGAGGUACAUACAUGAAUCGCAUCUAGCGCAUGAACUUAAAUAGUUGGUGGCAGAAUACUCUCUUGUGACGUUGGAACUGCCAUGUAUUCGAGGAUUCACACGCGGAGCCGAGGGUAUUCGGUAUGGCAUCCACGAGUGGCAGCCUCUCGAGUCAUGCUGACGAGUGAUGUGCUGCUGGUAUGUAGUACUGUGGUUGAAGGCGGUGGUGGCUGCUUACUCCGUACUGUCAUGGCAUGGGAUUGAACCAGUCCGUUGUGCAAAGCCUGCAUAACUAUUAUGCCGGAUCCCAUCUGAACAACGCGGCGUUUGGCUUGUGCCGGGAGGUCUGGCAGUCCGCAGGUCAGUGAGCAGGGCAAGAAAG
This is a messenger RNA of Diaporthe batatas, 2464 nucleotides long. RefSeq lists its product as uncharacterized. The record is from RefSeq and is a predicted model, not a curated record. The transcript has 3 exons. NCBI's taxonomy places the organism in Eukaryota, Fungi, Ascomycota, Sordariomycetes, Diaporthales, Diaporthaceae. The coding region runs from base 138 to 1787 and encodes 549 amino acids.